This is a messenger RNA of Manduca sexta (tobacco hornworm), 5994 nucleotides long. RefSeq lists its product as uncharacterized. Gene Ontology annotation, biological process: cell surface receptor protein tyrosine kinase signaling pathway; positive regulation of kinase activity; multicellular organism development. Lineage: Eukaryota; Metazoa; Arthropoda; Insecta; Lepidoptera; Sphingidae. The transcript is spliced from 8 exons. The record is from RefSeq and is a predicted model, not a curated record. Gene Ontology annotation, cellular component: signaling receptor complex. Bases 308 to 4258 code for a protein of 1316 amino acids. Gene Ontology annotation, molecular function: transmembrane receptor protein tyrosine kinase activity; ATP binding.
GCUCCCACCAAUGGAUUCAGUACCUUCGCUACCAAUCGUGAGUGGCGCGCGCGUCCACGUUCCGAAUUUGAAAUAAAAAAGAAUCGAUCUUAAUUUCACUCAAUAAUAAUCGAUUAUUUUGACUACUCAUUACAUUUGUGUGUUGACAACGAUGUGCAAUAGCGGAAUGUUUGUGUUAGUUUGAGUUGUGUUUAAAUGUCAUUGAGUAAAGUUUAGUUUCAACAAGUGAAAAUGUGACUGCCUCAUCGUGUUUUUCUCGUAUAGAAAAAUGGCUAUUGACGAUUUGAAGUGAAUGUAAAGAGAAAACAUGAAAAUGCGCGAGUUGAUAAGGAUCACGUUUGUGUGUGUCUGCGCGUUUGUUUUGGCGGUGCGGGAGGGGAGGGGGGAGGAUGUCGUUGCCGAGGGUCUGGAAGACGCAGCGGUCAGGCCUGAUGACCCGGUCGAGCAGAGAAAGGAUGCCAAAACCAGUCUUCUACCAGGUGGUGGCAGGCGAACAACAACACAAAGUACUGCGAACGCGACGAGGGACUCGCAGCUGCUGUCACUCCUUGCAGAGAGGCGGAGGAAGCUCCUCCACGGGAGGCUGGCGACGCACUUCAACACCUUAACUACAUUAGCACAUAAACACAAUAAAACGAAUACAACAUACGCCCAUUUAGAAAUAAGGGAUUCAAACAGCUCUAUAGUGAAGAGGCUUACGUUUGAUAACACCAGCUUGGGGCCGUCGCCCACGCUUAAACUACUCACCACAGACGGUACGAAAGAAAUACGACAAGAUGUCAAGCCACAUGAAGUGAGGCAUUUGUUUGUUCCCAGAGUAUUCCAAGACAACAGAAAUAGGUCAGGGUUCCGAAGAAGAGAUCCCAUUAGUCUAAAUAAAGCAGUAACUAUGCCUGAACAAGUUACUCAGAGUAGCAUAAUAUACGUCCCACCAGAUAAAUUAGAAGGCACUGACAAGGAUGAACUUGAUCCAGAAGAAGAGUUCCAGGUAGACGAGUCUAAUCAUGGAUUGUACUUACUUAAUUACUCUGACACAGAAAAUGUUACUCAAAAUCCUAAUUUAAAUAAAACUAUAAUUAGCAACGAAAUAAAAGAGAACACAACUUUAUACGUAGAGAAUACAACAGAUAUUGAUAGCUUAUCCAAAGAAAAUACAUCUGAAAAACCAAAUGAUGUAAAUAAGGACGAUAAAACAGAAACAAACACGAUCGCUAAUAGCACAGACCCAAAAACUACUAAGUUACAGAAAGUGGAAACUGAUAAAGAAAAAAACCAAACUUUAUUUAUGUCUGAUGAGAUAUAUAAUCACUUUAGACCUUUAGAAACUGAGCUGCCUGUUGAGGAAAUGGCACCUUUCAUAUAUUUUGGUCAGAAACUUGGGGGACCGGGUAUAAAUGAUAAUUUGACGAAUUCACCAUCUUUAUCAGCUUCGACAAAGUCCGUGAACUUCAUUGCUCCGCCAUCAGAUAAAAGAAAAUUCAACUCGAGGUAUUCUGCAACAGAAAAGUACAAAAAUCCGACUGCCGACGAAGAAGAAAUCAACGAAGACAUGGACGUUUCAGUUGUUAAGAAUAUAAUAGAAAAGAAUAAAAUAAGAAACACCGUUAAAGGUCCUGCGCCAGCUAGACAUGUUGGUUUAGUUAAUGCUUAUAGGAAAUUUUCUUCUACUACUCCAUCCACUAUAAAAGUACUAAGUAUUACACCAUUAAAUGUAACAGAGCCUAUCAUACAAAAUGUUACGACAAAUUCUGUCGAUCGAAGCAAAGAAAGCAAUCGGUCAAAUUCUACCAUGACUUCUAAGGAAUUGAAAUAUAAUUUCAACAACGCUACAAAGGAUGCUAUCCCUAGAACCAACACGACUACGCCAAGAAAUUUCACGCGUAAUUACUUCAAUAUAAAGCGACGACCACCUAGAGUCACAAUAGCACCAAGUACAGAAAUUCUUCCUACGGUAACCACUAAUGCAACAACAGAAAAAGUUGCUACAACUGUUUAUACAGCUGUUGUCACGUCAAUAUCUAUAACUUCUUCGAUGAAAGGACAAAACAAAACUGAUUUGGGUGUGAAAGAUAGCGACAAUACAACAGUUGCUAAUGAUGAAGCAAAAAUUGUUACAACACCAAAUAUAAUUUCAUUGAAUGAAACCGAAACAACUGCAGAAACUCCAUCGACGGCUCGACCUCACAGGCAUAGAAUAAGAAUACGAACUACUACGACGGAGGGGCCGUUAUCGCAUUCAAGUGAAUCAGCCCUUUCAGGAGCUUUAUCAUCUGUCACUAAUAUCGAAUCUGUAUCUCCAACUACGGAUAGAAUAGCCACAGUAUUUCGACAGAACGAAUACGAAAAUUCAACACCUAUCAUUCCUAUACGACCUAAAAAUAUUUUGAGAAGACGAAGGCCAACGACAACCACCACGACUACGCCCUUGCCUACGACGUCAAGUGAGAAGGCUACAUUAAGACCAGACACGACAUCAGCAAUGAAUAUUUUCACUGCACCGCAAAGUGUAGAAACGACAACUUUCAAGCCAUUCAUAGUCACUUCUAGAACUUCGUCAGAAUCGAGCUCGAAAUCGCUUGUUGUAUCAACUAAUACAUCAGUUUUAGAAACAAAAGAAAUAACCAACCCUAAAGAAGGCGAAUCGACAUCAUCACAAAACGAGGAAGUUGUAAUAGAGGCUGAGAAAACCUACACAGCAUCGUAUGUACUGGCUGGUUUGGGAUUUUUGCCAGUUGCUGCGAUUAUAGUGUUUGUUUUAAGAAAUGUGUUAAAUAAGAAGACCAAAGAUAUAGAUACGGAGUAUGAAGGCUACUUUGAUGAUGGGGAGAUAAAGAAAGAAUCACCUAUCACACCAGUGGCGCGCCCUCCGCUGCCCACACCAACCAUGCCUGAUCAAAAAUGGGAGUUUCCUAGAAAUAAAUUGAGGCUACAGACUUUAUUAGGACAAGGCAACUUUGGGCAGGUGUGGAAAGCAGAAGCAGACGAUUUAAACGGACAUGACGGACUGACGCGGUUGGUAGCGGUCAAAACGAUAAAGGAGACAGCUUCACAGAAGGAGAAGCAAGAACUCCUGCACGAAAUAUACAUAAUGCAGAAGAUCGGCACGCAUCCUAAUGUCGUGACGCUACUUGCUUGUUGCACUGAACAAGAACCGUACCUAUUGAUAAUGGAGUACGUGAUGUGCGGCAAGCUGCUAGCGUUCCUGAGGGAACGUCGUGCUAGACCUGAUAGAUUUGGCGCCAGCCCCGCGCUGACGUCACGGGAUCUCACCGUCUUCGCCUAUUGCGUCGCGCGUGGGAUGGACUACAUCGCUUCUAAGGGGAUCGUGCACCGCGAUCUAGCAGCGCGUAACGUCCUAGUGGACCACAAUAAGCUGUGCAAGAUCGCGGACUUCGGCAUGUCGCGGUCGGCCGGCGCAGGCGCACGCGCGGCCCGCGGCGCGCUGCCCGUGCGCUGGAUGGCGCCCGAGGCCUUACUCUACAACGUCUAUACACACCACUCUGACGUGUGGGCGUUUGGCAUCCUCUUGUGGGAGAUUGUUACGCUUGGUUCCACGCCAUACGCCACCAUGUCAGGGCGUGAGGUUCUCACAGCCGUCACAGAAGGAUACCGCCUUGAACGGCCCCCACACUGCAAACCACAGCUGUACAGAGCCAUGCACUCGUGCUGGCACGCGGACCCGUCCCAAAGACCAACCUUCGCACAACUAAAGUCUCAACUAGCAGAACUAUUAGAUAAUGAACCUUCAGAAGGGAACUAUGUGGAUUUAGAUUCAUUUUAUCAAGAUUCGUCGGUGUAUAGCGAUCCUUCAGCUAUUAUUAAUGACGAUGAAGGACUGUCAGCGGAGUAUGAUAGAGAGAGACGGUGUUUUAGAGAACUAGCGACCGGUCCGGCCAAGUUCGACAACCGUGCUUUCAACCUACGGGACGAAGAGUUGCGUAACAAAUUCGGCAUCGGGACGCCGAGGAUGGGCGGCUUCGGCAUCAGAGACGUGCCCUUCAACGAGAGAAACUUCUCCGACGGAGAGUUCAACGAACGCACCUUCAACGACAAAAAUUUCGCUGACAACAACUUCACAGAGAGGAAAGACGGGAAACUCUCUACUUCGAGUUUCCACAGAGAGAGGGAGAGAGAAAACCCUCUAGUUAGUAGGAACAGUUUCAAUGGUUUUCCCAGAAUAGGAACAAGGGAUGCCCACUUCCAAAUGACUCCUGACGGUAGAAAUAAAAGGGUGUCUGAAUUUGAAUGUGACAUUUAGGAUGUCGAAUAGGUUCAGUUGUGUUUUUAAAUCUUGAGUUGAGUUCGACUAAAAAUUAUUUUUUGAAAUGUACUUAACCUAUAGAAUGUGUGGUUACGCUAUUGUGUACAAUUAAAUAAAUCAUGAGUAUUAUAAUUUAAUUGAAAAGGAUAAUUUUACUCUAAGUGAGAAAGAGUAUUUAAAUAUGUAAAACACGAUUGAAUCAGAAAUUGGACGUAUUAGUUGGUGUACACAUUCUCCAGUAAAACGACUGAUUUUGUUAUAGAUAUAUUGCAUAGGAGUUUAUCACGCGUUAGCACUGAUUUAUCGAAAACCACGACAGACGAUUAGACUAAGGGUUUCAAACUUGAUAUUAUGUACACUUGUGUGGAUAUUGUAAAUAGAUUUUUUGUUAAUUUAUAAAGAUAUUUUUAUAUGGUGUGUUGUGUUUUGUGUAAAUAUUUUAUAAUCAAAGAUCUGCUCUUGUACUGUGUUUAGAAACUGGAAGUGUUAACUAACUAGCAUUAAGUAACCAUCUAAAACAGUCGGAAAACUACUUCUGUUAAAAUAUACUGUAGUACAGUCGGCUAAAAAAUUGUGGAUGUGAUGAAUUUCAAAAUGUUCGUAUUAAAAAUUGCGUUCCUAUUUCUAAACAACAGUAUGUGUUUAUGUAUGUUCAUUGUAUGAUAUAGCACUGGACUACAGACGUACAACAUGUGACCAUGGUUACAAACCGACAAUCUGUCACAUGUGACCAUGGUUACACAAUGACAAUCUGUCUUUUUGAUAUAGUAUUAACGGAUGUUUGAAAUACUAGAGCGGUUUCUUCUAAAACCCGGAAGAUGACGUAAGUUAAGAAUAUAACUUUCUUGCUCAUUAUGUCUUUUGUCUUGUUCUAUUUUUAGACUAGACUUGAGUCCAUUUCUACGUAAACUAAUGAUUACUUUCACGAGAAAAUUAGGAAUUCCUUAAAUGAAAGUUAAUAUUUAAAUGUGCCCCGCAUUAUAUACAGGUUUUAACUAGCACAUAGUAUAGAAAAAAAGCACUUAUUAACUUAUAUUUCGUAUUAAACAUGACAAAAAACUAAUGAAAUCAUUCCAUAUACAUUUUCCAAUAAUAUAGCUAUUAAACAAGGAAAAAUAAUAUGUUUUGUUUUGUUGAGAUACUUUAAUAUACAGUCCGUUUAAUUUGCGCAUAGAAAUGCGUAAAAUUAACUUUAUUGGAUUAUAAACUUUAUUUAUUUAUUGUUAGAUAUUGGAUGACCAAGGAAGUGAUUGAAAUCUGAAAAUACAUUAAAAAGUUAAUGCAGCAAUCCACAUAUUAAAUAAAAUAAACUAGAAAUUCCGGGGACAUAUAUAGUUACGAACCUAUUAUUUUUCGCCUAAUAGAUAAAUAUAUCAGUAACUAAAUACAAUGUAUUGCUUAAUAUUUCAAACUAUGAUAGAAAUAUAAUAAUUACCCAAAAUAAUAACAAAUUCUCGACAAACUAAUCAGCGACAUAAUAAAUUUUAAAUUCAGAUUUCAGAUAUUAUCAUUUCAUUAAAAAAUGUAUAAACUGUCGACUAUUUAAGAUAUCGUGAUAGUUCAUAUUAGGAUCAUUCGGUGCUAAUAUGAUAUGUAAAUAUGCAUGUAGCGUCUCUUCAACUCAGCGUUACUGUCUAGUCUUGCAUGUAUCGUGUGUUUGUAUAAUACUAGGUAAUAGAUUUGUAUUAAAGAUUUUAUUUUAUUUUAAAAAAUAAAUGUAUGUAUAAACAUUU